UGGGGUGGCGUGUCUGGUGACAUUUCUCCAACGGUCAACAAUAUCCCUCCAUUGGAAUGUAUGCAAUUUUAUAUACGCAGAGACGGCCAAACGUUACAUCAGAGCCCACCAUCUUCUACUCAGGCCGGUCUUCUUCCGUUUCUUGCCUUCUUUUGAUUCUUCUCUCACAAAACAAUCCAACCAAAUAUGGUCUAAGGUUCUCUCCUCCAACUCUCAGUAGCCUUUAUUUCAGGUCUUUGGCGCUUUGACUUCUUGGGUUUACAUUAUAGUCCUUGAAACAACUGGGUUUAAUGUAUUUGUCAGUUCGGUGAUCUAGAUCUCAAAAUUUCAGUCGGAUUUGGAAGUGAUUUUGGGAAAUUGAGGUCACACUUUCAACAUUUAGCCCAAAGUUAACAAGGUUUUGACUUUCAGAUACUUUUCUAUCUGGGUCCAUCUCCUAUGCCAAUCUGAUGAACUGGGUUUAAAGACUUUGGUUGUCUUUGGAGGUGAUUGCGGCAUUUACUAUUUAGGGCAGUUUAUGAUCCAAAACUGAUGUAUCGGUGGGUUCUGAACUUUCAUUCUAUUUCCAUCUAGGUUUUUCUUCUUUAUCAGUUUUGUAAAUUUGGCACGUAAUACAUUUGUUGAUAUGUGAGGUGCCUGUGGAUUGUUCUUUCAUGUUUCUACAACUCUUAGUUAUUAUUGCUUAGUGGUGACUUGAUGACUUCAGCUAUGCUUCCAUUAUCUUUGAAUUUUGAAAGAUGGAAGUUAGGUGCAUUAAUUUAUUGAGAAUGGCAGUGAUUGUGUUGAUUCUGUUGUUGCUCGUCCAAUUUCCAAGAAUCUCUGCCUUUGGGAUGUUAAUACAGUCAAAGGGCUGUGAUAAUGAUCCUAUUAGCUAUUCAGCCUAUUCAAGCAACUCUGGUCAUGAGUUCUUUUACAUUAAUGGGAAAUUAGUAGACAGAUCUCUCUUUUGCGAGUCCCUCAAAUUCUAUCAUGCAAAUCAUUGCUUCAUCACGGAAAACGUCAGAAUUCGUUACUGUGGACUGGAUCAUUCACUAGAUGAAUUAACUCUAAAGUCAGGAAGGAAAUUUUUGCAGAAGGUGGUUAGAGAAGAAUCCACAAAACAUGAUUCUAAUCAGAUAAGUCACAGUGAAGACAGAGAUGCUCACAAAUCUCCGUUAACCACAAAAAAGUUGGCUAUUGCAUUGCCAGGAAUUUUUGUUCUGUGUUGUAGUUUACUUUGCCCUUGCUUUCGUACAAAAAGAAAAGAUGAAGCCCAUAUUCUUGCAAAGGACCCAAGUUCAAUGGAUUCAAUUUCAUCUGUUGAAAUGAAUUCUGUUUCUGAAAAGAUUCCAGGCAGUCCAUUACGAGUACCACCCAGUCCUUCAAGGUUCUCUAUGUCCCCUAAACUUAGUAGACUUGGAUCAAUUCAUCUCAAUAUGAGUCAGGUUGCUAGAGCCACCCAAAAUUUUUCACCAUCAAUGAAGAUAGGUGAAGGAGGAUUUGGAACUGUCUACAAGGCCCAGCUACAAGAUGGCCAGGUGGUUGCGAUAAAACGAGCAAAGAAAGAAUACUUUGAAACUCUAAGAACUGAAUUCAGCAGUGAAGUUGAACUUCUGGCCAAAAUUGAUCAUCGAAAUCUGGUGAAACUGCUAGGUUAUGUUGAUAAGGGGAAUGAACGCCUCAUUAUUACGGAGUAUGUGCCGAACGGGACUCUCAGAGAACAUCUGGAUGGUUUGCAGGGUAAAAUCUUGGAUUUUAAUCAGAGACUUGAAAUCUCCAUUGAUGUUGCUCACGGCCUAACUUAUCUCCAUCUCUAUGCAGAAAAGCAAAUUAUACACCGAGAUGUGAAGUCGUCCAAUAUUCUUCUUACAGAAAGCAUGCGAGCUAAAGUGGCUGAUUUUGGGUUUGCUAGGCUUGGUUCAGUGGACUCUGAAAAAACACAUAUUUCAACCAAAGUGAAAGGGACAGUCGGUUACCUUGACCCGGAGUACAUGAGGACCUAUCAACUCACCCCCAAGAGCGAUGUAUACUCAUUUGGGAUUUUAUUAAUAGAAAUUCUUACAGGCCGCCGUCCUGUAGAAUUAAGGAGACCUCCCGAUGAGAGGGUGACACUUCGAUGGGCCUUCAACAAGUACAAUCAAGGAAAUGUUAUGGAGAUGGUGGACCCUUUAAUGCAGGAAGUGGUAGAUGAGGAAGUACUUCUGAAAAUGUUUGGUUUGGCAAUACAGUGUGCAGCGCCCACGCGAACUGAUCGUCCAGACAUGAAGUCAGUAGGAGAGCAGCUGUGGGGAAUCAGGAUGGAUUACAUUAGGAGUGGCAGGAGAGGAUAAUAAGUGACACUAUGUUUUUAAAGGAAUUUCAUCUUCUUCUUUUCUAUAUAUAUAUAUUUUUUUUUCACUCAGUAAAUAACUUGGUCAUAUCUUCCUUUGUUCCAAUCUUCAUUCUUAAUGAGAUGCUUGUUUGUUUGUUUUUUUGUUUUUUUUUGUUUUUUUUUUUUAAACUUCAUGUAACAUUUUAACAGGAGAGAAGCCAUAUUUUUACUUUUUUGAUGA
Cornus florida is the source of this 2531-nucleotide messenger RNA. RefSeq names its product calmodulin-binding receptor-like cytoplasmic kinase 3. Gene Ontology annotation, biological process: protein phosphorylation. Gene Ontology annotation, molecular function: protein kinase activity; ATP binding. Bases 738 to 2309 code for a protein of 523 amino acids. The transcript has 8 exons. The record is from RefSeq and is a predicted model, not a curated record. Lineage: Eukaryota; Viridiplantae; Streptophyta; Magnoliopsida; Cornales; Cornaceae.